Molecule: messenger RNA, 1704 nt
Organism: Gadus morhua (Atlantic cod)
Lineage: Eukaryota; Metazoa; Chordata; Actinopteri; Gadiformes; Gadidae
Gene: adad2
Product: adenosine deaminase domain containing 2
Exons: 11
Coding region: 106-1545 (479 amino acids)
Biological process (GO): RNA processing; adenosine to inosine editing
Cellular component (GO): cytoplasm; nucleolus
Molecular function (GO): double-stranded RNA adenosine deaminase activity; adenosine deaminase activity; tRNA-specific adenosine deaminase activity
Source: RefSeq, a predicted model, not a curated record
UCAAAGUCAAUGGGGAUCAGAGUCAACGGACGGAGGUAGUGGUCACGAGGCGUAAAUAUAGCUGCGCAGCGAACUUGAGGUUGAUAAACGAUCUAGUUUGAGGGAAUGAUGGUGGACCUGAAGGACAGUUCUGCAGUGGAAGACAGCCCUGUUGCUGCUGCUGGAAGGCGGCCAAGCCCGGAGUUCGUGUCCAAAGACCAAGCUCCAACAGAAGGUAUCGGCAGCAGCCGAGAGUCACCGAGCUGUCCUCAGCCCAACCACUCAGAGGGCCAUGACUGCCCCCCUGAUGAGGAGGUGGAGAAGCUGUCCGACUACGCCCCGCCUCUGCUGUACCCCAAGCAUUUCCCGGACCCCCGCAGGGAACCCAGGAGCCCAGUCAGCCCUGAAGGUCCUGCCGUUUGGCAAAGUAAAUGGCACCAGUGGCAGGUGGCAGCGCAGAGCGGGGAGCUCUUUGACCGCCUGCUGAGGAGCCACCCAGAUUUCCACUGCUGUAAGAGUAACAUGGCCGCCUUCGUCCUGCAGAGAGAGGUGCUGGACACAGCUGGGUGCCGUGUCCAGCAAUACAGCGUGGUGGCACUGGGCUCCGGUCAGUCCAGCGUCAACAAGUGGCUCUGCUACGGAGGCACCAUGGUCCAGGACUGCAGCGCCAUCACCAUCGCCAGGCGCGCCCUCAAAAGGUAUCUGUACAAGCAGCUCCUGGUCCUCCUCAACCCCGACCCCAAGGCCAGGGCGUGCAGCAUCUUUGAGCGCCGGGCAGAGGGCGGUCAACUGCAGCUCAAACCCAACUUACACCUGCACCUGUUCAGCAACCCGCCCGCCAGCACCAGCGCCAAGAACUUCUUCUUCCAGCAGCGCUCGAUGGGCAGUGACCACAGCACCAGCCCGCUGCAGUACCAGGCCCAGGGCCUGCAGGUCCCCGCCCCCAGCCUGGACCCCAGCAUCUGGGGGGCACGGGUCUGCUGCGUGUCGCCCAGCGACAAGCUGUGCCGCUGGGCGGUCACUGGGGUGCAGGGAGCGCUGCUGAGCCACUUCAUCCAGCCCAUCUACAUCGCCAGCAUGGUGCUAGGGAGCAAGCUCCACUCUGCGGAGGAGGUCUCUUAUGUGGUCAACAGGCCCCUGGGCGAGGACUGGCAGCAACAGCUGGCCCCACCCUACAGGAGGCAGGACAUCCUGGUCCAGUGUGGGAACCGCGUGGCGCCCACCAACCCCCUGAGGCCUAAGCAGAACCUCAGCCUCAACUGGUGCGUGGGGGACGGGGAGGUAGAGGUGCUGGAUGGAGCCAGUGGCUACGUCGUGGAUCGCUCUCCUGUGGUAAGCGGGCCUAGUUUCUGCAGCCGGCUGUGUAAGAGAGCUCUGUACAGCUACUUCGUCCGCGUGGUUCGCCGCGCCGGCCAACCUCGUCUCCUCGAGCCGCCCACGUACCACGACGUCAAGAUGAAGGCUGAUCCCUACCAAAAAGCCAAGAAGGUGGUCAACGACCAGUUCCUGUUCACCCAGGCAGGGCCAUGGAACUCCAAGCACCUCGUGGACUGCUUCAGCCUGUGACCUCUGACCCCAGCCCCUCCCCUCCCUUUUACAGGGUUACUUUCCCCGUUCAGAGUUCUCUAUCGUUUGGUUCUGUAGUGUGCUGCUGCUGUUUUGAUUGGUUGUGUUGUUUUAGUUAAUAGCGGUGGUCAGAGUAAUAAACAGCACUGGUUAACUGGA